Erigeron canadensis is the source of this 750-nucleotide messenger RNA. RefSeq names its product secreted RxLR effector protein 161-like. The transcript has 2 exons. The record is from RefSeq and is a predicted model, not a curated record. NCBI's taxonomy places the organism in Eukaryota, Viridiplantae, Streptophyta, Magnoliopsida, Asterales, Asteraceae. The coding region runs from base 1 to 750 and encodes 249 amino acids.
AUGUCUCCUCCCAAUAAUCUUCAUGCUGAUCCAGAUGGGAAGCAUGUGAAUCCCACUUACUAUAGAGGCAUGAUUGGGUCGCUCAUGUAUCUUACAGCGAGUCGACCUGACAUUAUGUUCUCUACAUGUCUCUGUGCUCGCCAUCAGGCCUCUCCUCAUGAGUCUCACCUCCUCGCUGUAAAGCGAAUCUUCAAAUAUCUUAAAGGAACACCCACCAUGGGUCUUUGGUCUCCUAGAGAUUCCAACUUUGAUCUUGUUGGAUUCUCUGAUUCUGACUAUGUUGGAUGCAUGCUUGAUCGUAAAAGCACCGGUGGUGGUUGCCAAUUGCUGGGAGGAAGACUAACCAGUUGGACCAGUAAAAAGCAACAUACUGUCUCCAUCUCCAUAGUUGAGGCAGAAUAUGUUUCUGCAGCGAGUUGCUGUGCCCAAAUGCUUUGGAUGAAGCAUCAACUCGCUGAUUACGAUCUGGAAUACUCUAAAAUUCCAAUCAUGUGUGAUAAUACAAGUGCUAUUGCUAUUACACAGAAUCCUGUUCAGCACUCCAAGACCAAGAAUAUUGAUAUUCGAUAUCACUUCAUUCAGAUGGUUGUUAAACCUAAUAACCAUCCCGGCUCGUCUGACGUACCAAAAGGUACAAAAGGAUAUAAGCCAAUGUUGGAUUUCAUUCAUGCAUCCCCUGCCAGUCGAUGUAUUAUGGCUGAUCCUGAGAAGAUCUUUGUUCAUCUUCUUAGAGAAUUCUGGUGGACGUGA